Molecule: messenger RNA, 783 nt
Organism: Lolium perenne
Lineage: Eukaryota; Viridiplantae; Streptophyta; Magnoliopsida; Poales; Poaceae
Source: RefSeq, a predicted model, not a curated record
AUGGCCGCGUGUCGCCGCAUCACCAUGGGGAAGAAGAAGAACGACUUCGAGGCGUCCGGCAGCGGCACCAAGAAGACGGAGCGGGUCGGGGACGAGCUCGUGGCGGAGGAAGCAGGGACGCGGUGCCGGGGAAGCAGAGGCGACCACGUCGGGGUCGGAGACAGGUACGAGCGGGAGGAGGGCGCUCCUGGCGGCGGCGGCCGGAGCCUGACGAGGGGCGAGGCUGCGCGGAAGCUUGCAGGGAGGAGGCGGCGCGGCGCGCUGCAGUGCAGGUCGGGCGGCGGACUCGGGAGGCUCUCGAGCAGAAGGGAGCUCGGGCGAGCGGACGGCGUGCGUGGCUGCUCGUCGCGAGUCGAGCAGAGGAGCGAGGGCGUGGCGACGGGGUCGGGCUCGGGAGAGGCGAGAGAGGGUGGGACAGGUGGGGGACCUGAUCGCGUCGGGGACGAGCUCGUGGCGGAGGAAGCAGGGACGCGGUGCCGGGGAAGCAGAGGCGACCACGUCGGGGUCGGAGACAGGUACGAGCGGGAGGAGGGCGCUCCUGGCGGCGGCGGCCGGAGCCUGACGAGGGGCGAGGCUGCGCGGAAGCUUGCAGGGAGGAGGCGGCGCGGCGCGCUGCAGUGCAGGUCGGGCGGCGGACUCGGGAGGCUCUCGAGCGAGAAGGGAGCUCGGGCGAGCGGACGGCGUGCGUGGCUGCUCGUCGCGAGUCGAGCAGAGGAGCGAGGGCGUGGCGACGGGGUCGGGCUCGGGAGAGGCGAGAGAGGGUGGGACAGGUGGGGGACCUGA